Messenger RNA from Panicum hallii, 1116 nucleotides. Its product is annotated as GPI-anchored protein LLG1-like. NCBI's taxonomy places the organism in Eukaryota, Viridiplantae, Streptophyta, Magnoliopsida, Poales, Poaceae. The transcript is spliced from 3 exons. The record is from RefSeq and is a predicted model, not a curated record. The coding region runs from base 342 to 842 and encodes 166 amino acids.
GAACAAACCGCGUCCCUGCCCGGGCCCCCAGUCCCGUCUCUCCGCUGUCUCUGGCGGUCUGGCCCCUUCCAAGCUCAGCUCCACCACCCCGCGGCGCGACACUAAUUUAGUUGGAGCAGUAACACCCUGGGCUCGAGCUUGCAAGCACGACCAGCGCGGACGUCGUGGCGCGCAUGUGGGCGGCCUCUACAUCCCGCGUCCCACCUCCACCGCCUUCGUCGCCGUCGGCCUAGAUCCAGCGCGCUCCCGAGCUUCCAUCUCCUCCGAAGCCGCCACCCUCCGGCGGACAAAAGCGUCGGCGGCCGCGAGUUCCCGCUUGCGGUGGGAAAACAGGCGCCGCGAUGGCUGCGGGCCGCGCGCUUCUCCUGCUGCUCCUCUCGGCCGCCGCCCUUGCCGGGGUGGCCUCCGCCGCUGGCCCUUUCGUGUCCGAUGGCGUGUUCCAGGCGAGCGCCGGAUCUACGGGCAGGAGCUUGCUGCAGGCCAAGAAGAAUUGCGCCAUGAACUUUGAGUUCCAAAACUAUACAAUCAUCACAAGCAAGUGCAAAGGGCCAAAAUUUCCUGCCGACCAAUGCUGUGGUGCCUUCAAGGAAUUCGCGUGCCCAUUCCUUGAUUACAUCAAUGACGACAGCAGCGACUGUGCAUCCGCAAUGUUCAGCUACAUCAACCUCUAUGGCAAGUACCCCCCAGGCCUGUUUGCCAACAUGUGCCGUGAGGGCAAGAAGGGGCUUGCCUGCACAGAUGCCCAGAGGGCCACCACUGCCAAUGGUAGCCAACGAGCCCAAAGCAGCUCGCUUGUUUUGGCUACCCUUGUGUGUGGAUUAGUAGCAUUGUUGUUCCAUUGAAUGAUGAUGCCUUGGAUUUCGCCAAAGAUGGUGUUUUUUGUAGAGGCUCAAGUUCAUUCUCUGCUCCUUAUGAUGCUAAAAUAGUAAAAUUGUGGGUGGGUCUCAAGAGUGUCUUUCUUUUUUGUAAAAUAUUUCUUAAUGUAAUUUAUGAAAGACUGCAUAUUCUAUGGGGUUCCAUCUGUCGAUACCGAAUUAGAGUGUUGAAACUCAACUCACUGUACCAUUGUAUUGUGACCGUUACAUUAAAUUAAAUCGAAUCCAUACCAUUCAUUCA